Messenger RNA from Staurois parvus, 756 nucleotides. The record is from the annotation of a GenBank genome assembly. Lineage: Eukaryota; Metazoa; Chordata; Amphibia; Anura; Ranidae.
UGAAAAACAUUUCCCACACUCAGGACAGGAAUAUGGCAUUACCCCCGUGUGAGAUCUUUGAUGUGCGGAAAGAUGGGACGUCUGUGAAAAACAUUUCCCGCACUCAGGACAGGAAUACGGCUUCUCCCCCGUGUGUGAUCUCUGAUGUCUGGAAAGAUGAGACUUCCGUGAGAAACAUUUCCCGCACUCAGAACAGGAAUACGGCUUCUCCCUCAUGUGAGAUCUCUGAUGUCUGUAAAGAUUGGAGAUCUGUGAAAAACAUUUCCCGCACUCAGGACAGGAAUACGGCUUCUCCCCCGUGUGAGAUCUCUGAUGUGAGUGAAGAUGGGACUUCUCUGUAAAGCAUUUCCCACACUCAGGACAGGAAUAUGGCAUCACCCCCGUGUGAGAUCUCUCAUGUAACAGGAAUACGGCUUCUCCCUCAUGUGAGAUCUCUGAUGUCUGUAAAGAUUGGAGGUCUGUGAAAAACAUUUCCCGCACUCAGGACAGGAAUACGGCUUCUCCCCCGUGUGAGAUCUCUGAUGUAUGUGAAGAUGGGACUUCUCUGAAAAGCAUUUCCCACACUCAGGACAGGAAUAUGGCAUCACCCCCCGUGUGAGAUCUCUCAUGUGUGGAAAGAUGGGACUUCCGUGAAAACCUUUUCCCGCACUCAGAACAGGAAUACGGAUUCUCCUCCGUGUGAGAUCUCUGAUGUCCGUAAAGAUUGAACUUCCUUGCAAAACAUUUCCCGCACUCAGUACAAGGAAACCUCUUCUC